AUGAACAGGGAGGAACACUCUGUAUCCAUCCGCCCCAACCUCGUACAGUGUCAACAGCUCUCAGCUCUGAACUCAUUUCAGCUGUGAAGAUACAGCCAGAUGAUGACAUUUUAACAAGCCGAGAACUUGUACACCAUUCUCUGUCCUCCAUCUUGAUUUGUCCAUCACAGUGGUCAUAGAGGGACUAUUGUUCGUUCCUCCACAUCCCUCUUUCCCUCCCUUCCUCCAUCCCUCUCUUUUUAAUUAGAGCCUGAGGCCAGAAUGGACCGAUAAGCUAAUUAAUUAAGAAUAGGUUGCACGGCAAACCGAGCACGGAUUCAGCACAACAUAAGUCUCAUAGCAAAGGAUCAAGCAUACGACCCCUUUCAUUUCAUGGUGAAUGGAUGGGAUAGCCCAAUCAGUGGCUAUGCUCUAAUUGAUUUUGACACAGCUAUUAUUGGCUAAUAGCUUUUACCCCAAAGAAACCUUGUCUAAAGUAUAACAAAGAAGACUGGUCUCACAAUGAGGUUGUUGAGGUGGAUACGCUUUUAAACGCAAUUCUCUCCAUUUCAGCCAUCGAUUGGAGAAACUCACACAAUCAGUGGAGAAGAUAGCAUGCUGGAUUGUUCCGUUUACAUCUGACAAUGGAACAGUGGAACACACACUCGCACACACAUAUGCACGCACACACACACACACACACAAACACACACUCCAGACCCCCCCCCCCCCCCCCCCCCCCCACACACACACACACACACCUUGACCCAUAGCUUUGUGUGUUUGACCCAUAGGCUUUGUGUGUUUAGUACCAGGAUGUAACCAUUGUGUGGCUCCAGGGGCUCACUGCUCCUACAUGGACAGUCACACAGAUAAGUUGCCACUCUGUAUAGCUAGGUAAGAGCUCAUCCUUCUGAUGAAGUUGAAUCUAACGCUUAAAGAUGCAGUAUGUAGAAAUGUGAGUUAUAGAUCUGUCAUUCUCAUUGAAAGCAAGUCUACGAAACGGUAGAGCUGUUCUAUGUGCACUAUUUCUUUGCUUCCCGUUCUUAAUUUUCAAACAGCUGAAAAUACAAUAUUAUGGAAAAUAUAUUUGACAGCGGUUUAGAUGGUACAAUGAUUCUCUGCUCUAUACUUGCUUGUUUUGUCACAUAAACUGAAAUUAGGCGAACUAUUAGAAUUUUAGCAACCAGGAAAAUGGCGGUGCGAUUUCUGCAUAGUGCACCUUUAAUUGCUAGGUCGGAGGUCGAUUUCACUUCUAUGGUGAUCAAUGAUAUGUGUAGGAGGAUGAAGAGUGAGACUGGGAAUAUGCCCCAAAUCACUACUUUGACCUGGUUAAACGUAGUGCACUACAUAGGGAAUUGGGUGCCAUUUGGGACACAGAGAGAGUUUGAUUCUGCAUGGCUUAGCAGGGGGUCCGAGAUGCUCCAGUCCAGUACACUAGCUUAAUGGUUAUUGCUAUGAAACAAUAGUUAUUUAAUUUCUCUAUCGGUUUGGAUUAAGGAGUGUUGUGGUCUGGUGAAGUGAUUGAAUCAUUAGGCAUUCCCCUGUUGUAAAGAUGGAUGUCAAUCAAUACACUAAUGGCUUCCUACCAUCUAAAAUGCUUAGUGUUGUGAAUGUGAUAGCUGCCUAGCUUCAGCUUUAGACGCUCAGCCACAAUAACGUUUCAUUUUCCAGCUGUUUGGGCUUCGUAUCGAUGUGGUGAAAUUGGAAGAAGUGGAAAUGUAUAACGUGGUUUAAGGGUGCUAGACUAGAGAAUGUGUCCCUGGGCCUGAUACCAUUCCAUUACAUACGUGUCUGCUAGGUCCCACUCUCUGUAGGGUUAGGGUUUAAUACCUGGAUGUAUGCCUUCCAAGGUCACAUCUAAUCUGUCCCACAUCAUGUGAAAUCGAUUUUUCCUCCCUUUGCAUGGCCAUCUUUCUUCCCCCGGUGAAAACACUUCUCUCUUCUUCCUCCUCCUCUUCCUCUGUCGUUACAAAUCCCUGAGCUGCAGCCUUGGAUGUUUUCUUCCCCAUGUGAAAGAUAAUGUUCUCAUUUUUCCAAAAACACUAAGCGUGAGGAAACAGAGAGAGUUGUCAUUAUCACUAGGGACUGUGCUGGGUGGUGGCAGGCAGCAUUAUAUUUACAUUUACAUUUAAGUCAUUUAGCAGACGCUCUUAUCCAGAGCGACUUACAAAUUGGUGCAUUCAACUGAUGGUAGCCAGUGGGACAACCACCCACAUUUUUUAAUUGUUUUUAUUAUAUUUUUUUAUGGUGAGGGGGGGUAGAAGGAUUACUGUUAUACUAUUCCAGGUAUUCCUUAAAGAGGUAGGGUUUCAAGUGUCUCCAGAAGGUGGUCAGUGACUCCGCUGUCCUGGCGUUGUGGGGGAGCUUGUUCCACCAUUGGGGUGCCAGAGCAGCGAAUAGCUUUGACUGGGCUGAGCGGGAACUGUGCUUCCAUAGAGGUAGGGGGGCUAGCAGGCCAGAGGUGGAUGAACGUAGUGCCCUCGUUUGGGUGUAGGGUCUGAUCAGAGCCUGAAGGUAAGGAGGUGCCGUUCCCCUCACAGCUCCGUAGGCAAGCACCAUGGUUUUGUAGUAGAUGUGAGCUUCAACUGGAAGCUAGUGGAGUGUGCGGAGGAGCGGGGUGACAUGAGAGAACUUGGGAAGGUUGAACACCAGACAGGCUGCAGCGUUCUGGAUAAGUUGUAGGGGUUUAAUGGCACAGGCAGUGUCACGUUCGUUCAUGAACGGGACGGACCAAGGCGCAGCGUGAUAUGCAUACAUGUUUAUUAAAUAUUAAACACAACGACAAAACAACAAACAAAACGAAACGUGAAGUCCAAGGCAGCACAACACAACAUACCUUAACUGGAACAAGAUCCCACAACCCACUAGUGCCAAUAGGCUGCCUAAGUAAGGUCCCCAAUCAGAGACAACGAGCGACAGCUGCCUCUGAUUGGGAACCAAUCACGGGGGGCCAGUAUAAAAUAUAAAAAUAAAAAAUGUAUUCACUAACUGUAAGUCGCUCUGGAUAAGAGCGUCUGCUAAAUGACUAAAAUGUAAAUGAACCACACCGGGCAACAUAGAUCUAGACAUACUAGACAAGCUACAUAGAAAAAGCACAACAAGGAAUAUACACACCCUGACUCAACAUAUAAGCGUCCCCUGAGUCAGGGCGUGACAGGCAGGGAGCCCAGCCAACAGCGAGUUGCAGUAAUCCAGACUGGAGAUGACAAGUGCCUGGAUUAGGACCUGUGCCGCUUUCUGUGUAAGGUAGGGUCGUACUCUGCGAAUGUUGUGGAGCAUGAACCUGCAGGAUAGGGUCACCGCUUUGAUGUUAGCGGAGAACGACAGGGUGUUGUCCAGGGUCACGCCAAGGUUCUUUGCACUCUGGGAGGAGGACACAAUGGAGUUGUCAACCAUGAUGGCGAGAUCAUGGAGCGGGCAGUCCUUCCCCGGGAGAAAGAGCAGCUCUGUCUUGCCGAGGUUCAGCUUGAGGUGGUGAUCCGACAUCCACUCUGAUAUGUCUGCCAGACAUGCAGAGAUGCGAUUCGCCACCUGGUUAUCAGAAGGGGAAAAGGAGAACAUUAAUUGUGUGUCGUCUGCGUAGCAAUGAUAGGAGAGACCAUGUGAGGAUAUGACAGAGCCAAGUGACUUGGAGGUGGAGGGCGAUUCAGCAGGGAGGAGAAGGUGGCGAAGAGCUUCCUAGGGUUAGAGGCAGAGGCUUGAAAUUUAGAGUGGUAGAAAGUGGCUUUAGCAGCAGAAACAGAGGAAGAGAAUGUAGAGAGGAGGGAGUGAAAAGAUGACAGGUCCGCAGGGAGUCUAGUUUUCCUCCAUUUCCGCUCGGCUGGCCGGAGCCCUCUUCUGUGAGCUCGCAAUGAGUCGUCAAGCCACGGAGCAGGAGGGGAGGACCGAGCCGGCCGGGAGGAUAGGGGACAUAGAGAGUCAAAAGAUGCAGAAGGGGAGGAGAGGAGGGUUGAGGAGGCAGAAUCAGGAGAUUGGAGGGAGAAGGAUUUAGCAGAGGGAAGAGAUGAACUCUCCAAGGGAACCUGGAGGGCGAUAAAUGACAAGGAUGUUAAGCUUGAAUGGGCUAGUGACUGUGACAGCAUGGAAUUCAAAUGAGGAGAUAGACAGAUGGGUCAGGGGAAAAAGAGAGAAUGUCCACUUGGGAGAGAUGAGGAUUCCUGUGCCACCGCCGCGCUGACCAGAUGCUCUCGGGGUAUGCGAGAACACAUGGUCAGACGAGGAAAGAGCAGUAGGAGUAGCAGUGUUUUCUGUGGUAAUCCAUGUUUCCGUCAGCGCCAUGAAGUCGAGGGACUGGAGGGUAGCAUAGGCUGAGAUUAACUCUGCCUUGUUGGCCGCAGAACUGCAGUUCCAGAGGCUGCCGGACACCUGGAACUCCAUGUGGGUCAUGCGCGCAGGGACCACCAGAUUAGAGUGGCAGCAGCCACGCGGUGUGAAGCGUUUGUAUGGCCUGUGCAGAGAGGAGAGAACAGGGAUAGACAGACACAUAGUUGACAGGCAACAGAAAAAGGCUACAAUAAUGCAAAGGAGAUCGGAAUGAAAUUAACUAAACAUCGGGGCCUCCCUCACUUACGUUUCACUGAAACACUCAAAUAUAACUCUCCCAACUUCCACUUUAGAAAUUAUAAUUGUUGUAAACUACAGCGGUUCAAUGUUUUCUAGGAAUAGACUCUAACUUAGUUUAUUAAGCUAGCUAACGUGUUACCAGUAUGUAAAAACAAAACAAAAAUAUAUGUAGGUUAUAACUUACCCUUAGUAGCUACUGUUAGCCAGUUAAGUGCAAAGCUAGCCACUGAAUCGAUUUAGCCAGUUCACGUCUGUCCCAACGGAGAGAAAGCGUCUCCAAAUAUUACAGCUAGGUCGUUCCAGCUAUUGUUUAGUUAGCUAUCCAGGUAGCAACAAGCUAGCUACAUUUCAAGUACAGUAGCUAAUAACUACCUAAUGUUAACGCUUCAGAUAAUGAGGUUAGAAAAACAGCUGAAUGGUAGGUAGCUAGCUGGCAUAAUUACAGGUACUCUUAAGCGUGAAAUAACAUUGGAAACAACUAUCCACAGUUGCUAAUAGUUACCAGUAGCUACCCGCUAGCUAGCUAGCUUUAUUGGUCCAGGUAGUGGGUUAGCUAGUCUCGUGCUUCACCUGGCUCAGCCGAAUACAAUACUUACCUACAAUAAUUACCUACAAUAACCUACAAUAACUACCUAGAUAAACUACCUACAGUACCUAACUACAAUACCUACCUACAAUCUAAAUACAUGGUUUAAGCUUUACUCGACACCAUAUAAGAAGCCAAGCUUACCUCCCGCUAGAGAAAACAGUCGCAAGAUUUCAUCUGGAGAGAGAGGGGAGAAAGAAGUCAAAGCAUAGGGUAGGGCAAUGUGAGCAGGACCAGCGGUGUCAUUUGACUUAAUAAAUGAGGAUCAGAUGUCGUCAACCUUCUUUUCAAAAUGGUUGACGAAGUCAUCCACAGAGAGGGAGGAGGGAGGGGGAGCAGGAGGAGAAUUCAGCAGGGAGGAGAAGGUGGCAAAGAGCUUCCUAGGGUUAGAGGCAUAGGCUUGACAUUUAGAGUGGUAGAAAGUGGCUUUUGCAGCAGAAACAGAGGAAGAAAAUGUAGAGAGGAGGGAGUCUAGGUUUCCUCCAUUUCCGCUCGGCUGCCCGGAGCCCUGUUCUGUGAGCUCACAAUGAGUCGUCAAGCCACGGUGUAGGAGGGGAGGACCGAGCUGGCCGGGAGGAUAGGGGACAUAGAGAGUCAAAAGAUGCAGAAAGGGAGGAGAGGAGGGUUGAGGAGGCAGAAUCAGGAGAUCGGAGGGAGAAGGAUUUAGCAGAGGGAAGAGAUGAUAGGAUGGAAGAGGAGAGAGUAGCGGGAGAGAGAGAGCGAAGGUUGCGACGGCACAUUACCAUCUGAGUAGGGGCAGAGUGAGUAGAGGAGGAGAGCGAGAGAGAAAAGGAUACAAAGUAGUGGUCGGAGACCAUGUAUGGAACAGUCCAUACUGUGACAGAGAUGCUAGGACAGGCAGGGAAAUAGACCAAACACACUUCACACUGGUUUCCUAAUGAUGCAUCCUUCCCACGUCCUAGCGUUAGUUCGUCUUCCUAGUUUAUGUCCAUUUCUUAGUUCUGACUGAUCUGCCAUGUGAAACGUCAAAUUACUUCGGUGGAUACUGGACUCCACUACCGGUAUGUUGCUUUCCCCAUCCAGUACUUUUAGUAGCAGUCAGGGCCGUUAGCAGGGUCUGAGUUUUACUGAGGUCCGAACAGGCUCCCCCAUCCAAGACAUUUUAAGAAAGUUGAAGCUCAUUUACUACAUUUCUUUACAUUUAAAAAACUCUAAAAUUAUAUUUGGAGAACAGCAAAAACAAGGAAAAAUUACCCCAGCAUUUAUCACAUUAGUUGCUGUUGCUUCAUUCACCUCAGUCGAUCUACAAACAUAUAGCCUAUUAGCUAUACAAUUAGCCGCACCACAUUAACUCACAUUAACUCAGCACUGGGAUUAAAAACUAUAAUUUAAUACAUACAGAAGGAUCUGUUAGCAGAAAAAGUAUGAUAGAAAGUGAAAAAAAUAAAUGUUGUGCUAAUUUCCUGCAAUUCUACACUUUUUGACAUGGAGUGGGGAGAUUUCUUUGCAGUUUUAAAGCUAAUUUCCUGCAAUUCUACAAAUUGUUCCAUGAGAUGCCAUGUUAGUAUGAUAUCAAAAUCAAUGGGGGCCCCCUGGAGGUCAGGGCCCAUGGGCAUGUGCCCUGCAUGCCCGCUCGGUAAUUCGCUAUGAUUACUACAAGUUUAGAUAGCUGGCUAGACUAAUUUAACAAUCUAAAAAAUCUACUGACAUGGGCUAAUUGAGUGAGUGACAUAUAACACCUAAUUACAACUAAUUUUCAAAAUUGCAACCAUGUGUAUUCUACUAUUCUAACUCUCAACAGGAAGUUAAGACCCCAACUGAGUUCCCCCCAAAACAGUUUUUCAAAAAUUGCCGAGGUCCAGACCUCGGUGUCCUCAUAUGUAGUUACGGCCCUAGUAGCAGUGUCAUGAAGUUUUAAUAUAAACACUUUGAUCCUACUAUCAAAGUGGAUUGAUCUACAUUGAUCUACAACAUUGAUUUACAACAGAGUGCUAGACAGUGCUGUGGUGUGAAUUUGACCUGUAAGCAGUGAGAUGAGAGCAUAUCUCCCUUGUCUUGUGUGGUCUCCAUCUCGUCUUGUUUUGGUCCUAUCCCUCUCUCUGGGUAUUCAUUGGAAUGUGGUCAGUGGUGCUUGUAGUUGAUGCCUUUGAUAAAGUGAACAGUCAUCUUGUCUGGCAGAAUGCAUACAGAGAGUCUGGCAGAAUGCACAGUUCACUUUAUCAGAGGAGAAUGACAAAGACCCAGUGUGUGUCCCAAAUGGCACCCAAUUUCCUACACAGUGCACUAGAUUUGACCAGAGCUCCAUGAGCCCUGGUCAAAAGUAGUGCACUACGUAGGGAAUAUGGUGCCAUUUGGGAUGUAGCCACAGAAUCCAACAGCACACUGGUCAUUGUAGUAUUUGAUUGAUUAUUAAUGGGUCUUAGUUUAACAUUGGCUACAGGUUAGAUAUGAGUCUAAGUUUAACAUGGACUACAGGUUAGACCUCUCUCUCUCACUCUCUCUCUCCCAUAUCUAUCUCUCUCUCUCUCUCUCUCUCCUUCCCUCUCUCACUCUCUCCCCAUCUUUUUUUCUCUUUCUCUCUCUUACACAUAGCCUUGCUGCUGGUGACUUUGAAGUGGUGUCUUUGAUUAAGGAGUUAAUUAAAGAAAAGCUGCUCGUGAAGAGAGAGAGAGAGAGAGAGAGAGAGAGAGAGAGAGAGAGAGAGAGAAUUAAUUUGGAGUACAAUACUCAUCUAUUUCUCAAGUGCCGGGGUGCCAUCGCUCAGUGAAUUGAUUGGAUUGGCUGAGCUGGCAGUGGCACAGAGAAGGGCAGUUACAUAGCGUGGGCUGUGGUUCUGUGGUAGAGAUGAGAGCCUUAGUGCCCAGUGUUAGACUGAUAUACUCUGGCCCCUCCAUGCCAGCUGUGGGUUGGAUGGAUGGAUGAUGAGGAAUGACAAAUGCACGGCAUGUACAUGAUUUCUCUCUCUCUCUCUCUCUCUCUCUCUCUCUCUCUCUCUCUCUCUCUCUCUCUCUCUCUCUCUUUGUUCUUCUUCUGUCCCUUUGUUUCUAAUUUCUCAUUUCCUGCCUGACACAUACCUCCCCCCUCACCUCUGGGUCUCGCCUGUGUCACCUCCCUACUUCUCACCACCUUCUUCUCACACACACACACACACACACACACAUACAAACACACACACACAUUUCUCCCUGACCUUGUCCCUUUUCCAACCCUCCUCCUCACCCCCCCCCCCCCCCACCUCCCCUUCCAGCCGGUGUUCUAUAAGGGUAUGGCAGGCUCCCAGGUGACCCUGUCCAGCCUGGUAAACCAGAGCAGAGCCAUGCUGGAGGAGCAGGCCCGCCACCUGCUGACAGAGACAGAGAGGCAGACCAUGGGCUACUACGUGGAGGAGUACCGGGACGGACACAUAGGGGUGGAGCAACUGGUCAUGGCCCUGUUUGAACUGCUCAACACACACGCCAAGGUGAGGAGUGAUUGUGGAGAGACAGCGUGGUGUGUUGGUGUGGGUGGGUGGAUGGGUGUGGGUCUGUAUUUUGUGUGUGUGUGUGUGUGUGUGUGUGUGUGUGUGUGUGUGUGUGUGUGUGUGUGUGUGUGUGUGUGAGAGGGAAUCGUGUGUGCAUACGUAUGCAAGAAACAGGGAAAGACAAAUUCAGGUGUGUUUUGUGUGUGUGUGUUAGUGUGUGUGUGCAUGCGUGAGUGAGUUGUUGUGAGGUGCAUUAUGUAGUGCGUUCCUGUGUUCCCUUACUCGUAAUACUUAUGGUGAUUGCUUGUCUUUUCUCUAUACAUCCAUCACUUGAAUGGCACGUUUUGUGAGACUUUCCAUGAUAUAUGUAAAGGCUUUUGUGGAUGCUCAGACAUCUAUUUUUCUCAGUAUAUUAGAAAGCCACUUGUCUUUCUGUCAAUGCCCUAGCCCUGCACCUCAUAUUAAACAAUUGUUUAUCAAAUGUAUUGAAUUCACAAUUGGUAAAGUGCUUUAAACUGUUUUGUUCUGUUGCAGUCUUCAUUCCUCAUGGUAUCCUGAUGCAUGUUAUAGCUCCCUAUAACUCUAGAACCCUGUCUCCCUCCCCUCCCCCACCCCUCCUUUUAGUUCUCCCUGCUAUCAGAGGUGCGUGGCCUGGUGACUCCCCAGGAUCUGGAACGUUUCGAUGGGAUGGUGCUGCGCCGCGAGAUCCAGGCUUUGAAGGCCCGGCAGGGGGGUGCCAGUGCGGCCGCCCUCCACCCUGACUCCCUCUCCAUGGUCUCCUACCCAGAUACCCUGGCCUCCUCGUCAGCCAGCUACAUGACCUCCACCACCCUCAGCUCAGCACGGGUAGGAAGGCUGGGCCGCAGUGGACCCAAACUGUCUGUCUGGCUUUGGCUGUCUGUCUGUCCCUGUCAGGCUGCCGUGUCCGUCUGUCUGGCCGUCUGUCCAUCCGUCUGUCUGUCUGUAUGUCUGUGAGAGUCUGAGUCACUCCUCUUUUUUAGCUGUCACUUUUGUCUCGAAGCAGACCUAUUUAAAGGAGUCCCUGUUUGAUGAGGUGUAGAGGAUAGAGCUGUUAUGAUGACAUAUCGUUCCUCGGAGUGCAUGGGGCAAGGACAAGGGGUUCUGGAUUUUUUCUGGAGCGGAUGUUCGGGGGGCCGGAACGUAAUUACAAAUCAUUUGUAGAGGGCAAACUGACCGCAAGAAGCCCAAACAGAUAUAAUGUUAGACUAAAACAUAAUUAUUUCAAACCUUGCUUACAUUAGUAUACGAUCACGUCUCGUGGGAAUACUUGGGAACAGAUUUCUUAAAUUAAAAUCAAAACGCUGAUUUCCUGGUGUAUCUUUUAUGUCCAACAAUUAAAAUUCCACACAUUAUUUUCUUUUGGUCAGAAAACUUGGGGGUGGGGGGCAAAUAAAACCCUGGCCUAAACCCUUCAAUCGAGCUGAAAGAGACGUAUUUAUCUAGGAACCUCUUACGUUUAACACCGACUCCCCUCUCCCUUUUCAACCCCCCAGGAAAGACUGCUGUGGUUGAUAGAUAUGAUGGAGGUAGGAGUUGUUGCCAAUACUCUUCUUUUGCAUCCAUUUGCAGUGAUUCUCUGCCUCUAUGUUUGAAGUUAAUAUGGUUUGGAGUGCUUUAGUCUGCAUUCACUUGUCAGGUUGCAUAAAGACAAUGUAAAUAACUUUUUUCUGUUGAUGUGACUGUCUUUUUGAACAUUUCUGUGUAUCCCUGUGUGUAUUGUGUGUGUGUGUGGACAUGUUUAACUAUACUUUUUUGCCGGUCCCCACCAUGAAAAAGGCUAUUUCUAGGGGGUUUAGGGUUAAGGUUACAAUUAGUGUUAGGGUUAGAAUUAGGUUUAGGUUUAGGGGUUAAAGGUUAAGUUUAGGGGUUAGGAGUUAGGGUUAGGUGUAGGGUUAAGGUUAGGUUCGGGGGUUAGGGUUAGGGGUUAGGGAAAAUAGGAUUUUGAAUUGUGUGUCCCAACAAGGUUAGUGAAACAUGACUGUGUGUGUUGGUGUGUGUGCGUGUCUGCGUAUGUGCGCAUGUGAGUGUGCGUGCGUCCAGUGUACACGUGCAUGCGAGUGUAUAUGCUUGCAUGCGUGUGUGUAUGUGUUUCCCUAUUCGCAGUACAUACAAACACAUUGUUUCAGCAGGACUAAUUACAGACAGUCAGACUAACCUGCUGCUGUCCUGUCCACUAUGGAUGUCUCCUUCUGGGGCACAGACCAGAGUACAACACUAUUAACUGGCUAUUUCACACAUGCACUCACACACACACACACACACACACACACACACACACACACACACACACACACACACACACACACAGGCAUUCACGUACACACACACACACACCAAGGCACAUGCAAACACACAUACACACAAACACGCGCACACACACAGACACACACACUCAGUAAACUCUGGACUUAGAGGAGAAGCUGACAGUUGAGAUAAGCUGCAGCUGCUUACCAUAGUACACCAUGGACGAGGCCAGACCUACAGACCUGUGCGUGUGUGAGUGUAUAUGUGUGUGUGUGUGCGUGUGUGCGUGCAUGUGCGUGUGUGUGGUCUGGACUGUGGCCCAGCUUAUAGUUGUUGAUGUUUGAGUCACAGUUGAAUGCUGCUGCUACUUUUUGGAGAGAUUAGCGAGGUGGGGGAUCACAAACAUCGGAUUUAUCAACUAGACACAAAAUGAGGUGUAAAGUCACAAACCCAAUCACAUGCAGACACAGACACACUUACAGCUGAUCAUGUUUGUGCACUCACAUACACACACUCUCCCACUCUCUCUCUCUCUCUCUCUCUCUCUCUCUCUCUCUCUCUCUCUCUCUCUCUCUCUCUCUCUCUCUCUAUCUCUCUCUCUCUCUCUCUCUCUCUGUCACACACACACAUAGAUAAAUAAACAGCUUCCUCUCACCAUGCACAUGUACAAGGUAGGAACUAUUGCAGUAAAUGUAUUGGUGGUAAGUACUCCCCGUGCCGACAGUGAGUGUAUAAUUAGGCUGAAUUGAUAGGGUUUUGUUUUGAUACAGGCAUAGUUUAAUGAAGGGCACUGCUGCUCUGAACUCAGUGACAGUGAACAACACCAUGAAGAUAUCUUCUGUUUCAAUUCAUGUGUUUGCACUCUUGGUUGUGUGCCGUGUGUGUGUGCCGAAUACCCACGUGUAGUAUUGCUUUCCAAGCUUAGAGAUUUUAAGUUGUGAUAUAGAGAUUGGAAGGUAGAUUUUACAAUGAUAUUGAGUUAUUUUUCCUCCCUCUGAGAGAUGGAACAACUCCUACGAAAUGCAAUUUGGAUCAACAUUUGCUUUGGAAUAAACAAGAAGCUGUGUUUGUCAUCUGUUCACGUACUCUCCCUCUCGCUUGCUCUCUCCCCGUCUUUCCUCUCUCUCCUCUCCGCUCUCGCUUCUCUCUAUCCCCUCACCUCUCUCUCUCUUUCUCUCCAUCCCCUCUUUCUCUCUCUGUCUCUCUAUCCCCUCCUCUCUCUUCUCUAUAUCCACUUGUCUCUCACUCUCUUUCUCUCCCCUCCCCCUCUUUCUCUCUCCUCUCUCUCUCUCUCUCUCUCUCUCUCUCUCUCUCUCUCUCAGAAUGACAGUACGGUGGAGAGUAAUGGGGGGGAUACUCAGGAGAGUCUGGAUGCGCUACCUGACAUAUCUCUGGUGAGCCUUGCAGUCAGACCCAGACCCACAACCUCAUAAAGAUGGACAGAGCAGAAGACGGAGGGAGGGAUGGAGGGAUAGGGAAAAAACAACAAGACUGGAAAUGAAAGAGCGAGGGAGAGGAAAUGACGGAUAUGCAGUUUUAUAUAUAUAUAUAUAUAUAUAUAUAUAUAUACACUACCAGUCAAAAGGUUGGACACACCUACUCAUUCAAGGGUUUUUCUUUAUUUUUUACUAUUUUCUACAUUGUAGAAUAAUAGUGAAGACAUCAAAGCUAUGAAAUAACACAUAUGGAAUCAUGUAGUAACCAAAAAAGUGUUAAACAAAUCAAAGUACGUUUUAUAUUUGAGAAUCUUCAAAUAGCCACCCUUUGCCUUGUUGACAGCUUUGCACACUCUUGGCAUUCUCUCAACCAGCUUCACCUGGAAUACUUUUCCAACAGUCUUGAAGGAGUUCCCACAUAUGCUGAGCACUUGUUGGCUGCUUUUCCUUCCCUCUGCCAUCCGACUCAUCCCAAACCAUCUCAAUUGGUUUGAGGUCCGGGGAUUGUGAUGCAGCACUCCAUCACUCUCCUUCUUGGUCAAAUAGCCCUGAUACAGCCUGGAGGUUUUGUUGGGUCAUUGUCCUGUUGAAAAACAAAUGAUAGUCCCACUAAGCGCAAACCAGAUGGGAUGGCGUAUCGCUGCAGAAUGCAGUGGUAGCCAUGCUGGUUAAGUGUGCCUUGAAUUCACAGACAGUGUCACCAGCAAAGCACCCCCACACCAUCACAUCACACCUCCUCCUCCAUGCUUCACAGUGGGAACUACACAUGAGGAGAUCAUCUGUUCAACUCCUCUGCAUCUCACAAAGACACGGCGGUUGGAAACAAAAAUCUCACAUUUGGACUCAUCAGACCAAAGGACAGAUUUCCACCGGUCUAAUGUCUAUUGCUCAUGUUUCUUGGCCCAAGCAAGUCUCUUCUUCUUAUUGGUGUCCUUUAGUAGUGGUUUCUUUGCAGCAAUUCAACCAUGAAGGCCUGAUUCACACAGUCCCCUCUGAACAGUUGAUGUUGAGAUGUGUCUGUUACUUGAACUCUGUGAAGCAUUUAUUUGGGCUGCAAUUUCUGAGGCUGGUAACUCUAAUGUACUUAUCCUCUGCAGCAGAGUUAACUCUGGGUCUUCCAUUCCUGUUGCGGUCCUCAUGAGAGCCAGUUUCAUCAUAGCGCUUGAUGAUUUUUGCAACUGCACUUAAAGAAACUUUAUUGAAAUGUUCCGUAUUGACUGACCUUUAUGUCUUAAAGUAAUGAUGGACUGUCGUUUCUCUUUGCUUAUUUGAGCUGUUCUUGCCAUGAUAUGGACUUGGUAUUUUAUCAAAUAGGGCUCUCUUCUGUAUACCCCCAAUACCUUGUCACAACACAACUGAUUGGCUCAAACGCAUUAAGAAGGAAAUUCCACAAAUUAACUUUUAACAAGGCACACCUGUUAAUUUUUUAAAUAUUUUAUUUCACCUUUAUUUAACCAGGUAAGCCAGUUGAGAACAAGUUCUCAUUUACAACUGCGACCUAGCCAAGAUAAAGCAAAGCAGUGCGAUAAAAACAACAACAACACAGAGUUACAUAUGGAAUAAACAAAAACAAAACGUACAGUCAAUAACACAAUAGAACAUCUAUAUACAGUGUGUGCAAAUGUAGUAAGUUAUGGAGGUAAGGCAAUAAAUAGGCCAUAGUGCAAAAUAAUUACAAUUUAGUAUUAACACUGGAGUGAUAGAUGUGCAGAAGAUGAUGUGCAAAUAGAGAUACUGGGGUGCAAAUGAGCAAAAUAAAUAACAAUGUAAAUAACAAUAUGGGGAUGAGGUAGUUGGGUGGGCUAAUUACAGAUGGGCUGUCUACAGGUGCAGUGAUCGGUAAGCUGCUCUGACAACUGAUGCUUAAAGUUAGUGAGGGAGAUAAGUGUCUCCAGCUUCAGAGAUUUUUGCAGUUCGUUCCAGUCAUUUGCAGCAGAGAACUGGAAGGAAUGGCGGCCAAAGGAGGUGUUGGCUUUGGGGAUGACCAGUGAGAUAUACCUGCUGGAACGCAUACUACGGGUGGGUGUUGCUAUGGUGACCAAUGAUCUAAGAUAAGGCGGGGAUUAGCUUAGAAGUGAUUUAUAGAUGACCUGGAGCCAGUGGGUUUGGCGACGAAUAUGUAGUGAGGGCCAGCCAACGAGAGCGUACAGGUCACAAUGGUGGGUAGUAUAUGGGGCUUUGGUGACAAAACGGAUGGCACUGUGAUAGACUAUAUCCAAUUUGCUGAGUAGAGUGUUGGAGGCUAUUUUGUAAAUGACAUCGCCGAAGUCAAGGAUUGAAAUGGAUUCCGGGUGACUACCUCAUGAAGUUGGUUGAGAGAAUGCCAAGAGUGUGCAAAGCUGUCAUCAAGGCAAAGGCUGGCUACUUUGAAGAAUCUUUAUUUCUUUCUUUCGUUCUUUCCUGUGGAGGAGUCUGUUUAGAGUUAGAUAUUAGUGCACACACUCUUCCUCUUCCUCCUCUUCCUCCCUCCUUACUAAGGAGGAACUAGUUCUCUGUUUGACACCUGAGGUAAAAGCUAUAAUCACCUACCACGUUUACCAGAGCAAUGGUAACUGAUGUUGUGGGGAGGUUGUGUUGGUACCAAUGUGAUCUAAUGUGGGACACUGUAAGCAGAGACCUGAAGAGUCUUAAAAACACUUGAACUCCAUUCAGCCAGAACAUAUUUGUGUUAGUUCUGAUUGCUUUCUCUUAUUUACAUUUUUUACCAAUCACUUCAUUCAUUCUGGCCACUCAUGUUGCUGUUUUCAUUGUUGUUCAUUUCACCGUUGGUUUUGUUUGGAGGGGAGAGCGUGUUGCCGCGGACUGGGAAGGUGUAACCUGAGGUUACACAGUGACCAUGUUUAGCUGUAGGGCUCAACUGAGUCCUGGCCAGACUAAUUGAGUUGUGUGAAAGUUGGUGGUGUGUGUGGAAUAAUGAGAUGUGCUGUAGUAUAAGAGUGUUUUGUGGGAUGAGGGGAAUGUGAUUUAUUUGUUCUCCUCUUACCUUAGGAUGAGGUGCGUUCCACGUCCGAAUCUCCCCCCACCUUCAAACCCCCACCCCCUCCAGGGGUGCAGAGGCACCCCAGCAGACGGGACCAGGUCAAAAAGCUCCCCUCCUCCGAAUCCUCCCAUUCUGGGCUCUACUUCACCGCCUCCUCCCGUAACCCCCCCAUUGACCAGAGGGGGGACCAAGGGCCCCCUUCCUUACCCAAGGUCCCCCCCAAAAAGGAUCCCUCAGUCCCCCCUAAGAAGGAGAUGGCAACUGCCCAGCUCUCCAUGGUCAACAAGCACCCCAUAGGCCCCUUCCCCCGAGUCCAGUCCCCUACUAGGACCACCAAGCCUGCCGCCCCCUCUCCAUCUCCACCCCCUCCGCCGCCGCUCACUGCCCCAUCCGCACCCCCUCCGCUUCCCCACAGCCAGGACAAGUCCUCCCCUGGCUCCAACAAACAGCACUUUGUCAUGGUGGAGGUCCAUAGGCCCAACGCAGAGUCUGAUGUCAACGAGGUGCGGUCACUGCCCCAGGCACGAGGUAAGAGGCAUGGGGGACAGCCAGGAUUACUGAAGGGAGGAGGUUGGAGGUUGGACUCCGAAAACCAUGAGACCUGAUUUGGACGCAAAGGAUUGGUUACACAAAUAAGAGAAAGUGCAUGUCUAUGUGUACUCAUGGGUGUAUGUGUUUCUACCUGAGUGUGUCCCUGUGCCAGUAUCUAACCUCCUGCACCCAUCCCCCCACCCCCCAGGUGCCAACCUGUCCCAGCUGUCAGACAGUGGACAGACGCUGAGCGAGGACAGCGGGGUGGACAUUGGCGAGUCAGGACGUUUCAGCAAGGAAAGCAGUCCCCGUCCCGCCCGCUUACGCCCCCCACGAGACCCCCAGGGGGCAGGAGGGGACACCUCCGCCAAACCGGUGAGGAGGACACACCAGCGGGAAGAGAGAAGACACAGAGAGAGAAAAGAGGGAGAUGGAUGGAGGGAUGGAUGGGUGGAUGAAUGGAUGGAUGGAGGAAGCUGAAAGUGAGGGAUGACAAGAAGAGAAAUAGAGCUGAGUAGUCCUCUGUCACUGCUCCCAUUGUCUUGGAGCUCGUUCUCAAUCCUUACUGUGAUUUCAUUCUGUUUUCUUCUCUCUUUAUGCACAUAGUUUUUCUUUCUUUGCUCGUUGAUUCAUUUCUAUGUCCUUUCAAUGAUUUCUCAUCCAUUCAAUCACAUCUCAUCUCAUACUGCGCUAGAGGUCUCUCGUAUACUCUGUCCCUUUAUGCUUAUUGCCGAUUGGUGGUUGGGUGGAAGGGAAAUUGUUGAUUUGUUCCAAACUUUGUGGGUGGGCUAAUGGGUAACAAAGGUGCAAAAGAAAAGUGUACAUGGUCAGACCAGGCUCUCCAAGGUGAAUAUUUCAGUAAAAAGCAGAGUUAUAUUAUCCACCCUCUCUCUCUUUUUGCAGCCGGGUCUCUUGGAGCCCACCUCCACACUAGUGAGGGUGGCAAAGAGUGCCAGCACCCUCGGCAUCGCAAUCGAAGGGGGUGCCAAUACUCGCCAGCCCCUGCCACGCAUCGUCACCAUACAGGUGGGUGUCAAACAGCCUAACAUCCCUCCUCACCCCUCCAUCUCAAGUCAUCUCCGAAAUGACAGUUUGCCAGGCAAUCCCCUGCACCUGUCAGAAAUGAUCCAACCAUGGUACUGUUCUGCGACUCUGCACUGUCAUUGGCCCGUGCCUCCUCCUCUUCCACACAUGGCUACACAACAGAGUGUGACUAGUUGAAGAUAGCCGAAAAUAUUUUUGGUAUCUCAGAUUGUUCAGGCAAUUCUGACAUAGAAACUUCAUUGGGAGGAAGGAUGAUUUGAUAUGCUUUUUACAUUUGUUUCACCUGUUAAAUCCACUUCAAUCAGUGUAGCUGAAGGGGAGAUUUUUAAGCCUCGAGACAAUUGAGACAUGGAUUGGGUAUGUGUGCCAUUCAAAGGGUGAAUGGGCAUAACAAAAUAUUGAAGUGCCUUUGAAUAGGGUAUGGUAGUAGGUGCCAGGCGCAACGGUUUGAGUGUGUCAAGAACUGCAACGCUGCUGGGUUUUUCACGCUCAACAGUUUCCCGUGUGUAUCAAGAAUGGUCCACCACUCAAAGGACAUUCAGCCAACUUGACACAACUGUGGAAAGCAUUGGAGUCAACAUGGGCCAGCAUCCCUGUGGAACGCUUUCGACACCAUGUAAAGUCCAUGCCCGACGAAUUGAGGCUGUUCUGAGGGAAAAAGGGGGUGCAACUCAAUAUUAAGGUGUUCCUAAUGUAUAAAAUGGGUUAAAUCUACAAAAGUACCAGAGAGCCCACUCUGGACAUUUGACGUGUUUGCAGAGUAUAUCGUUUCAAUCAGCAUGCCUAAAAAUAAGCACAAUCAAAAAGGGUGCUUUUGAGAUAUUAACAUGCAUAUUUUUAAUAUUGAAUAAAUGAAUGUGAAUUAUUUUAUUUUUUUAUCUAGACGUACUUCAUGUUUGAGAGCACACUAUAAGGAGUAUAAUGACACCAAGAUGUUGUCUGUAUCAUGUACGGUUCACGGAUCAUAGAGUCUUACAGGAGGCAUGUACAGUGAGGGAAAAAAGUAUUUGAUCCCCUGCUGAUUUUGUACGUUUGCCCACUGACAAAGAAAUGAUCAGUCUAUAAUUUUAAUGGUAGGUUUAUUUGAACGGUAAGAGACAGAAUAACAACAAAAAAAUCCAGAAAAACGCAUGUCAAAAAUUUUAUAAAUGUAUUUGCAUUUGAAUGAGGGAAAUAAGUAUUUGACCCCCUCUCAAUCAGAAAGAUUUCUGGCUCCCAGGUGUCUUUUAUACAGGUAACGAGCUGAGAUUAGGAGCACACGCUUAAAGGGAGUGCUCCUAAUCUCAGCUUGUUACCUGUAUAAAAGACACCUGUCCACAGAAGCAAUCAAUCAAUCAGAUUCCAAACUCUCCACCAUGGCCAAGACCAAAGAGCUCUCCAAGGAUGUCAGGGACAAGAUUGUAGACCUACACAAGGCUGGAAUGGGCUACAAGACCAUCGCCAAGCAGCUUGGUGAGAAGGUGACAUUGUUGGUGUGAUUAUUCUUAAAUGGAAGAAACACAAAAGACCUGUCAAUCUCCCUCGGCCUGGGGCUCUAUGCAAGAUCUCACCUCGUGGAGUUGCAAUGAUCAUGAGAACGGGGAGGAAUCAGCCCAGAACUACACGGGAGGAUCUUGUCAAUGAUCUCAAGGCAGCUGGGACCAUAGUCACCAAGAAAACAAUUGGUAACACACUACGCCGUGAAGGACUGAAAUCCUGCAGCGCCCGCAAGGUCCCCCUGCUCAAGAAAGCACAUAUACAUGCCCGUCUGAAGUUUGCCAAUGAACAUCUGAAUGAUUCAGAGGAGAACUGGGUGAAAGUGUUGUGGUCAGAUGAGACCAAAAUCGAGCUCUUUGGCAUAAACUCAACUCGCCGUGUUUGGAGGAGGAGGAAUGCUGCCUAUGACCCCAAGAACACCAUCCCCACCGUCAAACAUGGAGGUGUAAACAUUAUGCUUUGGGGGUGUUUUUCUGCUAAGGGGACAGGACAACUUUACCGCAUCAAAGGGACGAUGGACGGGGCCAUGUACCGUCAAAUCUUGGGUGAGAACCUCCUUCCCUCAGCCAGGGCAUUGAAAAUGGGUCGUGGAUGGGUAUUCCAGCAUGACAAUGACCCAAAACAUACGGCCAAGGCAACAAAGGAGUGGCUCAAGAAGAAGCACAUUAAGGUCCUGGAGUGGCCUAGCCAGUCUCCAAACCUUAAUCCCAUAGAAAAUCUGUGGAGGGAUCUGAAGGUUCGAGUUGCCAAACGUCAGCCUCGAAACCUUAAUGACUUGGAGAAGAUCUGCAAAGAGGAGUGGGACAAAAUCCCUCCUGAGAUGUGUGCAAACCUGGUGGCCAACUACAAGAAACAUCUGACCUCUGUGAUUGCCAACAAGGGUUUUGGCACCAAGUACUAAGUCAUGUUUUGCAGAGGGGUCAAAUACUUAUUUCCCUCAUUAAAAUGCAAAUCAAUUUAUAACAUUUUUGACAUGCGUUUUUCUGGAUUUUUUUGUUGUUAUUCUGUCUCACUGUUCAAAUAAACCUACCAUUAAAAUUAUAGACUGAUCAUUUCUUUGUCAGUGGGCAAACGUACAAAAUCAGCAGGGGAUCAAAUACUUUUUUCCCUCACUGUAUAUGUCUAAAAAGGGCAUAAAAUGGCCACUUUCAUCAUGAUAAAAAAAAAGUGGUACAAAUCUAAAAAGCAUAUCAAACAUCUUUCCUCCCAAAUAAGUUUCUAUGUGAAAAUUGCCAGAACAAUCUGAGAUACUCCGUAUAUUUUCGGGCUACGCUGGCGUUGGAAUCGCCCUUUCGCCUUUUACCCUUGCCAGAUGCUUGACAUGAAUUGCUUACUCUAAGAGCACAUCAAAAUGUUUUAGGUUUUGUUCCAAGCACCCUUUCAUUUGUUUACGCAAGAAGAUAAGAGUUGAGCAUGUUCUCUCCCUUUACCUGAAAGAUAACAUCCACUGAGAGCAGUGACCAUUAUGUGAAAUAAAAGUGUUGUCACCUUGGCUGAAGGCCACAGCUAUAAGAAGCUGAGGGUAAUAACAGCGAGUCUGGCUGUAGCUCUGUUCUGCUCUGAUUUGUCUGUGUCUCUGUUGAUUAGCAUAAAGAGUGAGGAGAGAGGAGAGCUGUGCUGUUCUGUUGAGUUCAGUGAACCACUGAAAGCCCCCGCUCGAAAGAUGCUUUGGUGAGACCGGCGUGAAAGGCUAAUGAAAAAUAAAAGAGCCGCUGAUUGCGAGGAGAGUGACAAAGGCUCUUGCCGGGAAAUCAGCAUAUUCAAAAUCAAAGAGCGCAAGGGAGGGAGGGAGAGAGGGAGAGAGGGAGGGGAGAGAGAUAUACAGAGAGAGAAGAGAAGAUGGUAUACUGUGUUAAUAAUAAAGGGGUGCAGAGAAGGGGGGAUAGGGGAUGAAGAGAGGGAGAGGUGGGCUAGCGACAGACAGGCAUGAGUGGGUUUUAAUUCCAGUACCGUAGCUCUCCUCAUCAACAGCUGUAAUGGAAAUGCACAGACAAAAUGCAUGAGCCAUGAUAUACGGACACGCUCUCCACUCUUUAGUCUCAUCCCCCUUUCUCUUUAUUUAUCUGUUUUCGCUUUUCACUAUCUUGGGAGUCGGGACAAAGUAUCCGAGUGCGCUCGCCAACCAGGCUGAUUUUCAUUUCAAUGUGGCGUUGCCACGCACCCCUGCUAUGACAUCACAGUGUCCACAAUCAGUCACAGGGGAUAUGGCCUCAUCAGCAUCAUAAUUGGUUGGGGGGUUUGAUGGUCCAAUCAUAACCUCUCCCAUUCCACUGUAGCUCUAACGAAGAACCCAUGUCAUUAUCAGCAAGUUUAAUAUGGCUCUGGGCUUUAAUUGGCUAGAAAUCCCCUAUGGAAUAAUGCGUCCCAAAUGGCUCCCUGUUUCCUAUGUAGUGCACUACUUUUGACCAAAGCCCAUAAUUGGGACGCAUACUUCAUCUUGGACUACAAGCCAUAUCAAUCAACGUAAGCAGGGCUCAGGUCACAUCAUACCCUAGCAACAUUCCUGAAUGAUUACUUACUCACACUAUACUCACACUUAUACACAUAUAGAGUAUUCACAACCAUUCACAACACCUAAGACGCUCAUUUCAUUCAGGAUGACACACUUCGGAAUCAUAUCUAGGUCCCGCUGGUGCUCCAUGGCCCUGUACAGCACUACAAUAGUCUUAUAGUAGUCGCGCUAGUUUUCCUCUUGUAGUAGCUUCAGUCUCCCAAGUCAUCACAGUCUACGAUGUGGUGAACGUUCCAGGCGAGUAGCCCUCUAGAGUGAAGGCACCACUGUGGCCACUAUCACUCCCUAUCACUCUCCCUGAGCUGCUGCUGCUACAGUCCCUAUCACAGCCAUCUCCAUGUCGCUCCAGUGGCUGGGGGUAAUUGUGGCCGGCUCAGUAAAAAAGAGAACUGAUAAUGCUCUAAAUAACAAAACGUAUAGUGAUAAUCAUGCUGAUAAUGCAUGGCAUUUAAAACCCCUCUAACUGCAGAUAAUGAGUUUAGAGCCGUGGGACUGGAACUGUGGUGAGAGAUGAGAUCACAAAGGUCCUUUUGCUUCCUGGUUCGUUAGCAGUUGUAAUAGUGACCAAUCACCAACAAGCAUUUGACGUCUGUUUGUGCUCUAUUUAUCAGUAAUUUUAUUGGUCUUCCUCUCUCUCGCGCUCUCUCUCUCCCACAAUCUCUUUCUUUCUCUCAGAGGGGCGGUUCGGCGCAUAACUGCGGGCAGCUGCGGGUGGGUCAGGUGAUCCUGGAGGUGAACGGGGUUUCCCUGAAGGGCCGGGAGCACAGGGAUGCCGCACGCCUCAUCGCAGAGGCCUUCAAGACCAACGAGAGGGACCACGUGGACUUCCUGGUCACUGAGUUCAACGUGGCGCUAUAG
Molecule: messenger RNA, 21654 nt
Organism: Coregonus sp. 'balchen'
Lineage: Eukaryota; Metazoa; Chordata; Actinopteri; Salmoniformes; Salmonidae
Source: the annotation of a GenBank genome assembly